This is a messenger RNA of Saxophila tyrrhenica, 1119 nucleotides long. RefSeq lists its product as uncharacterized. Gene Ontology annotation, molecular function: acyltransferase activity, transferring groups other than amino-acyl groups. The transcript is spliced from 4 exons. Bases 1 to 1119 code for a protein of 372 amino acids. Gene Ontology annotation, biological process: biosynthetic process. NCBI's taxonomy places the organism in Eukaryota, Fungi, Ascomycota, Dothideomycetes, Mycosphaerellales, Extremaceae. The record is from RefSeq and is a predicted model, not a curated record.
AUGCCUGCCGACUACGAGACGUACGAGCUCGGAGACUGGAAGCUGAAGAACGGCGGCAUCAUCCCAGACGCUCACAUCGCUUACAAGACACUCGGCAACCCGAGUCUCCCUCUCGUCAUCUAUCCUUCCUGGUACUCCGGCCUCAUCUCUGACAAUGAAUGGUUGAUCGGCGACGAUAAGACGCUGAACCCGAAGAAGUACUUCAUCCUCAUCACAGCCUUGUUUGGCAAUGGCCAGUCGUCCAGUCCAAGCAACAAACCGGAUCUCAAGCCGUUUCCGGAAGUGCUGUUCUACGACAACGUGAGAGCGCAGCAUAAGCUCGUCACGGAGAAACUGGGCUUCAACCAUGCUUUUGCUGUGCUCGGGUGGUCGAUGGGCGCGGGACAGACGUACCAGUGGGCUACGCAGUAUCCUGACUUCAUGGAUGUUGUCGUUCCAUUCUGCGGAAGCGCGAAGACCUCGCUGCACAACCAGGUGUUCUUGGAGGGUGUCAAGAGUGCUGUGUUGGGCGGCAAGCAGGCAUCAUCUGGUGGUGUCUGUAAAGGUGAGGCUAUCCAGGGGCAGUACCGGUCGUGGUCGGAGGAGGAGCGGAAGGUCGGGCUGAAGGCUCUCGGUCGUGUGUAUGCUGGAUGGGGCUUCUCGCAAGCUUUCUACCGAGAGAAGUUGUACGAGACCGUCCUCGGCUUUAAGGGUCUUGAGGACUUUAUGGUGAAUUUCUGGGAGGCUUGGGCGUUGUCGAAAGACCCGGAGAACAUGCUGGUGAUGUUGUUCACCUGGCAAGCUGGAGACUGCUCAGCCCAAGAGCCUUACAACGGCGAUUUCGAUGCGGCAAUGAAGGGCAUCAAAGCCAAGGCGCUGGUGCUGCCGGGCAAGACAGAUCUAUACUUCCCUCCAGAAGACUCUGAGAACGAGGUGGCACAUAUGAGGCCAGGAAUCGGAAAGUGCAUUCCAUUCCCUUCAAUAUGGGGCCAUUGGGCUGGAGGCCCAGGACAGAGUACAGAGGACGUCAAAUGGCUUGAUCAGAAGCUGCACGACUUCUUCGAGGAGAGCAGUAUGGAAGAGACGAAGUCGUCUCUGCCGCAGUCUGGUGGAGAGAAGUCGGUGGGGGUUCCUGGUUGA